This is a messenger RNA of Mollisia scopiformis, 2958 nucleotides long. RefSeq lists its product as uncharacterized. Gene Ontology annotation, cellular component: cytosol. The record is from RefSeq and is a predicted model, not a curated record. Gene Ontology annotation, molecular function: 5-oxoprolinase (ATP-hydrolyzing) activity. Gene Ontology annotation, biological process: glutathione metabolic process. Bases 1 to 2958 code for a protein of 985 amino acids. Lineage: Eukaryota; Fungi; Ascomycota; Leotiomycetes; Helotiales; Mollisiaceae. The transcript has 11 exons.
AUGCCUCCUUCAGCCACCUUCAAGUCUGCAGGUCCAGUCUACGUCGAACCGGUGAUGACUACAAAGCGAGCAUCAUGUGUGAUAGGGAUUGAUGUCGGUGGCACAAACACGGAUAGUGUCAUUCUGCAGAACAAUAAGGUCCUUGCGUGGCAUAAAACGCCGACGACCACGGAUAUCCAAGAAGGCGUAGAACAAGCCAUCGAGGCCGUUGUGGCGAAGGCUAAGCUACCUUCAAAUCGAGUGGAUUCGGUCAAGAUAGGCACAACACAAUUUGUCAAUGCUGUUCUUGAGCAGGAUUCGACCAAGUUGGAUAAAGUGGCUGUUGUACGAUUAUGCGGUCCAUAUUCCAGGAGCUCUUCACCAUUCGUGGACUUCCCCCCACGACUGCGGGACUUAAUGGAAGGUCAUUAUGGCUAUGUGGAUGGGGGAUUUCAAGUUGAUGGAACGCCAAUUUUGCCCGUGAACCACGAACAGUUGAAAGAACAAGCCGCAGUCAUCAAGUCGAAAUCUAUCACCAGUGUGGUGGUAAUCGGCAUAUAUUCUCCAUCAAAUCCCGCUCAAGAAGAGGAAGCCCGAAAGGUCUUGUCUUCAGAACUCGGUCCAGACUGUGAUAUCUCCUGUUCUCAUGCAAUUGGUCAGCUUGGCUUCCUUGAGCGAGAAAAUGCGAGUAUUCUGAAUGCAAGUCUUCGGAGAUUUGCGCGUCAUGUUAUUGAUGGGUUUUCGUAUGCUGUUCAAAAGUUGGGCAGAUGCAAGCUUUACAUUACUCUAAAUGAUGGCACUCUUAGCAAAGCUUCCACAGCUGCAGAGUAUCCGGUGAGAUGCUUCUCGUCAGGACCGACAAACAGUGCAAGAGGUGCUGCUUUACUUGCAAAAGCAGAAAGAGCCAGCGCUUCCGAUGAGAGAGAAGUCCUUGUAGUUGACGUUGGAGGCACAACAACCGAUAUUUGUGCUCUUCUCAAGACUGGCUAUCCGAGACAAUCAGCUGCUUUUGUCAAGAUUGCAGGUGUCAGAACCAAUUUUACCAUUCCAGAUGUCCAUAGCAUCGCUCUUGGAGGUGGCUCAAUAAUCCGCAUCAAGAGUGCUCGAACGUCGGUCGGUCCAGACUCUGUUGGAUCGAGAUUGGACAAAGAGGGCAUUGCAUUUGGUGGCCAGACACUUACAGCUACAGAUCUCGUUUUCGAGAACAAAUAUACCGAGAAUCAAGUGACCCCAGGAACAAAAGCCUCUGGCCUUGCCGAGAUUACACGGGUCUUGGAAGAAGCGAUUGAUCUUGUGAAGACCAAGCAAGGUGAUGCAAGAGUUAUUCUGGUCGGCGGUGGAAGCAUCAUCAUUGCAGAUCACAUAGCUGGAGUAGGAGAGAUCAUCCGACCACAAUAUCUCGCCGUAGCAAAUGCCGUGGGAGCUGCGAUUGCGAAAGUCAGUGGCACUGUAGACACCACAGUCGUCCCAGGAGCAAAGACUAUCGACCAAGAAAUCGAAGCCGCUAAAGCAUUGGCCACGAAGCGAUGCGUGACAGCUGGUGGCAACAAAGCGACGAUAGAGGUUGUUGAGGUGGAUGUCGUCCCUAUAUCAUACGUCACGAACGGAGCUACGAGACUCGUGGUCAGAGUCGUGGGAGAUCUUGUUGACGGGUACGAAGAGAACCAUGAUGAGCCAAGUGAGGAGGAACAAAGGUUCAAGGAUUCUAGCAAAUCUCCACGAGCUUCAAGGGAUUCAGCUACCGGAGUGCCAUCAAAAGGUUCUUCUUAUGAAGUCACAGAACAAGUCGACAUUUCAGCCUAUCGACCUCGGAUCGAAGGAGAUUUCUGGUAUCUUUCAGAACUGGACAUCCAGUUCCUUCAAGAUGGCACGGGUGUCUUGGGCGUUGGAAGCUGUGGUGAACCCUAUCCUGCAUACGUAGCAUGCUUACAGGCGCUGCGAAACGGAGAGAGCAUCACCAUCAGGAGACAAGAUACGUUUCCAGAGACUGGUGUCGUGCUUGUUGCUGGCUUCAUGGGCUCUCCAAGCGUAUAUCUGGAGCGGAUACCAGGUCUAGAUGAAGUGGCCGAUGCCAUGAAAAGCGUCAUGGAAGCAAGCGGACUCUCGACAUUCGACUGUACCAUACCCAAUGAAAUCGGAGGCAUGAACGCAUUCGAAGCACUUCUUGCCGCUCACCGUUUUGGUAAAAGUACACUAGAUACGGACUUAGUGGCGAGAGCCUAUCCCAAAAUCUGGCAGACUGUAAGAUGUUUGAAGGAUAUUCCUGUGGCUCCUGCUGCUGUGUCGAAUGGAGCUGGCAAGACAGAGAUAUUCAAGACCACUCGAGACAAUCUCGAGGCAGAAGACCUUAUGAGAGAUGCAUGCACAGAACAAGGAAACCUGUCUGGCAUGUGCGUCUCUCCCAUCUACGGCACUGAAGCCAGGACUCUACCACGCAACAGCUUCUCGCACGCAUGGACAAUAGGUCGAUCCAUCGCGCUCUCCCGCUCCCUCAAACUCGACCCCGUAACCUCGAUCCUCAAAUCCGAACACGGCGUCCUCCUCUUUACCGGCAAGAUAAUCUCCGUCACGCGCCACGUCGCCGAAGGCUUUACUCGCGGCAGCGUCCUCCUGUCCUCUAUCUCCGACACUCCCUCCUCCUCCUCAUCCACAACCUCUCUCCUCGUCGAUUUUGAAAACGAAAACCUCAGCGCAAUCCUCAAAGAAGACGGCAAAGAAGACCAACUCCUAGCCAUCUGUCCAGAUCUCAUAACAUUCCUAGACAAAGCUAACGGGGCCCCAUUGGGAAUCUCAGAUUACAAAUACGGGUUGCGGGUGAGUGUCAUCGCGUUGCGAGCACCGCCUGUCUGGGCCACGGAGCGGGGAUUGGAGAUGGGUGGUCCGCGGGCGUUUGGGCUGGAGGAGGAGUAUAGGAGUGUGAGUACGGGCGAGUUUGAGGAGGCGAAGAGCGUUUGGGAGAUUUUUGGUGGUGGUUCGUGA